Argentina anserina (silverweed cinquefoil) is the source of this 1189-nucleotide messenger RNA. RefSeq lists its product as uncharacterized. The transcript is spliced from 9 exons. Lineage: Eukaryota; Viridiplantae; Streptophyta; Magnoliopsida; Rosales; Rosaceae. The record is from RefSeq and is a predicted model, not a curated record. Bases 24 to 530 code for a protein of 168 amino acids.
ACCUAGAACUCCUAAAAGUCGCCAUGUUUUCGAGAACCAGGGGCCCGAAGAAGCCUCUGUUCGUUCAGAAAACCAGAGGAAGCAAGGUCAGAAAAUCAAAGGAUUCUGUGGCCGAUGGUGACCCCGGUUCUGAUGGCAGCAGGGCGAUGGAAAAAAGGAUUGCCAAACUGCGUAUUCUCCGAGACUGGUACAAUGACACUUGUGGUUUUUACUUCAAUCCCGAGGAACUCUGUACUCCCGCAGGUGCCAUGCCAGUAGACCGAAAGAUCCCCACUUGUCCCCACCAGGGCAACAAGACUCCUUUUAGUUUCAUGUUUUGUAAACCGGACUGUGACCAUGGUACCCCUAUGAUUGCUGUCUGUUCUCCCGGUGCCGAUCACAACGACAUCGAAGAUAACGCUGGUGCUCCUGGUAGGGAUGAAGGACAUAAGGCCAGUAAAUCUUUGAAGAUGAUGCGAAUCCCUUCUGCUCCUUUUUUGAUUCCUGAGAAUUGUGUUGGUGAUCCUCCUGGUUAUGUUUCUUUGUACUAGGGGUUUGCUUCAGCCGAAUAUUUAAAGAAUAGAUCAAUGUGGAUAUUUCUCUGUAGUCCUUUGCCUAGUUGUUUGUGAGUGUUAAAGGGUUGUAAAGAUGGUAACAUAUUGAGCACAACUAUUAUAGCAGUGAAAAUGAAUCUAGGACAACUAUUAUAGCAGUGGUUGGUGACGAAGGAAUCUUUAUUGCAGCAGAUGGAAGAGCCGUUUCUAAUGAGGAAUCUACCAAGGGUCAAAUAAUAUCUGGGAAUUUUCCAAAAAUAUUCACAAUUGGGGAUUAUAUCAUGGCUACUUAUUCUGGAAGUUGUAAUCAGAGUGUGAAGAUUAUAACAAAAGUUGCAGCUGCGUUUGAGAAGCGUAAGGUGAGUAUGAGAAGAAUACGGAAGAAAUUUUGGAAGCUAAUGAAAAAGUGGAAGAGGGCGCGUGAACAUGAAAAUUAUCAUGGAGUGUUUCCAGGGGAAAUAUUGAUUUACGGAUAUAGCAGAAGUAGGAGUCGUGUUUACAAUGUUCUCACUGAUAAAUAUAUGGAAAGUGAAACACAAGUAUAUGGUAAUGGAUCUGGAUUUGAGUGGGCACAGCAGUAUGUGGAGGAGCAAUUAGCAAGACAUGUUGGAUCAAAAACCAGUGAAAAUUAUGUUAGUUGGCUUUGUACAGCGGUA